AUGGAAGCAGAGCAUUUAAGUGGCGGCGGCGGCGUCAAACUCGAGCGGGGCAACAGCCGGCGCUACAGGACUGCGUUGAUUGUGUGUGCGUGUCUCUGCGGUGCUUUGCUGCUUGCGCUCAUAGUGGUCUCCCAAAGAAGUAAACAGCAGGAAUUCUGUCUGACUCCCGAGUGCAUUGAGGCGGCUGGAGCUAUUCUGAGUAAAAUGGACAACUCGGUAGACCCCUGCGACGACUUCUACACGUUCUCCUGCGGCGGUUGGCUGGAGAACAAUCCCAUUCCCGAAGACUCGUCCUCAUACGGGAUCUACCCGUGGCUUCGCCAGCAGGUGGACAUGCGACUCAAAGAAUUACUAGAAAUGCCCACUGAACCCGACGAGCUGGAGGCAGUGACCAAGGCCAAGAUCCUCUACCGCUCCUGCAUGAACGAGAGUUUACUGGAGGAGGUGGACGCCCAGCCCGUGCUGAGGACGCUCCAGCAGCCCGAGUUCCGCUGGCCCGUGUUGGGCGACGGCCUCGGCGGCGACUUCCGCUGGUCCGAGCAGGACUGGAGCCUCCUGAGGACUCUGUCCCACAUGAGAAACCAGCACAGCAAGAGCAUCCUUAUCCGAAUCUACGUCUCCCCUGACGACAAGAACUCCUCCAAGUACAUCAUCAAGCUGGACCAGGCCUCCUUGUCUCUGCCGUCGAGGGAAGACUAUAUCACGAACACCUCUGCUGCACAGACGUACCGUGCGGCCUUGUUGAGCUUGAUGGUGGACACGGCCGUCAUGCUGGGCGCUCCCCAGAAAGCAGCACGGGUCCAGAUGGAGAAAGCGCUCGACUUUGAGACCAAACUGGCUCACAUCCUGAUUCCCUUUGAGAACCGCACCAGUGAGAACAUGUACAACAGAUACACGCUGUCCCGACUGCAACGCCAAUUACCGCAGUUGGACUGGUUGUUCUUCAUCAAGACGGUGGUGGAGUCCGACAGCGACCCGUCUCGCGUCGUCUCCCCCUCGGAAGCCAUCAUCGUACGAGCGCCGCAGUAUUUCCGGGACCUCGUCAAGCUCAUCGACGCCACAGACCCGAGGACCGUAGCCAACUACGUACAGUGGAGAGCAGUUUUUUCCAAGCUCACCACCCUCAGCCGCCGCUUCCUCUACAGAUAUCUCGAUUAUGCGAGGGUAACCACGGGAGCCACAUCUCUGACGCCUCGUUGGGACAAGUGCAUCAACUACAUCGAGAAUUCUCUGGUUUACGCCACAGGCCGCCUCUUUGUCGACACCUACUUCCAGGAGGACAAGAAACACAUGAUGGAUGAGCUGAUUGACGGCGUUCGCUGGGCGUUCGUUGACAUGCUGCGGAAGGAGAACGAUUGGAUGGACGAGGCGACCAAGACGAGAGCCGUGGAAAAGACUCACGGCGUCUUGGCCAAAGUGGGCUACCCCGAGUUCAUUCGCAAUGACACCUACCUCAACGACGACUUGAAGGAGCUGGACUUCGACGAGACCGACUACUACGGGAACGUGUUGCAGACGCUGAAGUUCAUCGCUCAGUCCGACGUGACCUGGCUUCGAAAGACGGUCCCGCGCACAGAGUGGUUCACCAACCCCACCACAGUCAAUGCCUUCUACAGCUCCUCCACCAACCAGAUCAGAUUCCCUGCUGGUGAGCUCCAGAAACCUUUCUUUUGGGGGAAAGAGUAUCCAAGGUCGUUGAGUUACGGCGCCAUCGGCGUGAUCGUCGGACACGAGCUGACGCACGGAUUCGACAAUAACGGAAGAAAGUACGAUAAGGACGGCAACCUGGACCAGUGGUGGAGCAACGCCUCGGUGACGGCCUUCACAGACAAGACUCAGUGUAUGGUGGAGCAGUACAACGACUACUUCUGGGAGGAGGCGGGACUAAACGUCCGUGGUAAGAGGACGCUAGCAGAGAACAUCGCAGACAACGGUGGAAUGAGACAAGCGUUCAGGGCGUACCGGCGCUGGGUGGACGAGAGCCGAGGCGGCGUGGAGGAGCCGCUCCUGCCCGGUGUGGGACUCGACAACAACCAGCUCUUCUUCAUGAGCUACUCACACGUCCGCUGCAACUCGUACAGAGCCGAGGCCGCCAGGGACCAGAUACAAAGUGGUGUCCACAGUCCACCUAAGUACAGGGUGAUCGGAGCAAUGAGUAACUUCCCCGAGUUCAGCGAGGCCUUCGGCUGCCCCGACUCGUCCGUCAUGAACAGAGGCGCACACUCCUGCCGGGUGUGGUGACCUUUCAACACGGCGGAGUUCCCAAUUUUUACGUGGAAACAGCAAUUUGUUCAGGGGCACGGGUUUGUACGAGCAGAACUUUCCAGAGACUUUAUAUUGUUAUUAUUAUGAUUAUUAUUCAUCCAUGCGGUUUUCGAACCACUUAUCCUCACUAUUAUUGUUUUUUAACUGUGACAAGAUUAUAUCAAUGAAGCUUUGGAUGAUGGGUUUUUGUGUGUGUGUAUAAACUGCUUUAUAUUUCACAGCUACAAGAUGAACAAUAAUUAUUAUUUUUUUUUUCAUUAAAUCAUAAUAAUCACUUUUUUCAUAUCAAUUUUUCUUGUUUUUGGUCAACGAGGGUUAAAAUGGCAAAGUGAUUUCUACUAGCAAAUUUGAGAAGAAAUCUAAUGAAUGAUGCAUUUAUUAAAUGCAUUAUAUUGAUGUCAUUAUUAUAAAUGUAUAAUAAUUACUCAUUUGAAAUUAUUCCGAAAGUACAACAGUCUUAUUCAAAAUAAUAUAUGUACUUUUAUUACGAUAAAUGCUAUACUGUAUUAUAUUUAAUACUUACCUAGAUUUGCAUUGCAAUGACAAUAAUAAUUGGGGGUUAAAAUGUUAGAAUUUCCAAAGUUAUUUAUUUAGAAUUUGAAAUGAUAAAAAUAAAUGAGGUUUUGAA
Molecule: messenger RNA, 2893 nt
Organism: Phyllopteryx taeniolatus (common seadragon)
Lineage: Eukaryota; Metazoa; Chordata; Actinopteri; Syngnathiformes; Syngnathidae
Gene: phex
Product: phosphate regulating endopeptidase homolog, X-linked
Biological process (GO): protein processing
Cellular component (GO): plasma membrane
Molecular function (GO): metalloendopeptidase activity
Source: RefSeq, a predicted model, not a curated record